AUUGUUCUUCACAUGCAGUCAAAACGUGAUGCAAGUGACAGGUAAGAGAUCGGCUCCUACAAAAACAUCAAAUGCUAGUCUACCUGAAUAUCGAUCAGAUGCUGAACUCUUGCUUAACAAAAGGUCCAUACCAAUAAAUUGUCGACUUGCUGGAGGCGUCAACGAAUACCAAGGGCUAUUUAUGAUACUACACAAUGGUAUAUGGGGCUCUGUGUGCUCAUAUGCCUGGGGUGUAGAUGAAGCAGACGUGGCGUGCCGUCAAUGCUCCUACGACAAAGCAGACAUUCUAAAGACACCAACGUACGUCACCAUUUUGCCUCGUGAUCCAUUCAUCUGGUUCGACCAUGUCAACUGUGACGGAUCCGAAACAUCACUAACACAAUGCCUGUACACUACCUCGGAAACCGGAAAAUGCACACAAGGGCAAGCUGUGGGUGUUGUCUGUGUGAGCAAUGAUAGAGAUCGCACGGAUGUUGUACCCACAAAAGCUUCCAAAUCGGACAAAGUCACACUCACUGCGGAAAUUUCAGUGGGAAGCAUUGCAGCUGUCGCUGUCUUAGCGUUCAUCAUGUUCAUGAUUUACAAAUGGUGGCGCCGAGCGGCCUACGAUGUUUAAGUAGGGAAUGCCGAUUGUUGAUCUUACGUUGCUAGACUGUUUGGUUUGACGUGACAAGAACACAUAUUCACGUAUUAUGCAAUCGCAGAAUUAUUAGAACUCGCGUAGCAAGCUUAUAUAAUGUUUUAGUUGUGUGUGUGUGUGUGUGUGUGUGUGUGUGUGUGUGUGUGCGUGUGUGUGUGUGUGUGUGUGUG
Molecule: messenger RNA, 810 nt
Organism: Corticium candelabrum
Lineage: Eukaryota; Metazoa; Porifera; Homoscleromorpha; Homosclerophorida; Plakinidae
Product: putative DMBT1-like protein
Exons: 5
Coding region: 29-616 (195 amino acids)
Cellular component (GO): membrane
Source: RefSeq, a predicted model, not a curated record